Raphanus sativus (radish) is the source of this 1669-nucleotide messenger RNA. RefSeq lists its product as uncharacterized. The record is from RefSeq and is a predicted model, not a curated record. The coding region runs from base 970 to 1311 and encodes 113 amino acids. NCBI's taxonomy places the organism in Eukaryota, Viridiplantae, Streptophyta, Magnoliopsida, Brassicales, Brassicaceae. The transcript is spliced from 2 exons.
CUCAGAUCUCUUUUCUUUAUCUAUUCAGAUGUGUUUGCGACAGAAACGAAACAGAGAGAACAGAACAUACUGUAUAUAUGUUUUUUUUGUCGGUGUGUGUCUAAUCUUCAAUUUUGAUUUGUACAGGCAGAACUUCCACGAAAACUUUCUCCUCAGCUACAGUUAGAGGGAAGAGAAUGUGAAGAUCUCAAGAAGAGCUUUAGAAGUCUUUUGGAGCAUUCAAUCAAGUGGAGAAUUCCAUCCAAUCACAUGACCUUCAUGAUGAAGGUGAUCAACACAGAGGACUGCAAGUGGCUCGUUUAGGAGAAACGGACAGUGAGAGGAAGGUCAUCAAGCAUCUAAUGUUGAAAACAUUCAACUCACAGCUGAAGAGAAAAAGUUGUUUUCCAAAGACUACAGGAAGUUCAUGACUCAAGACAAGGAAGAAUCAGACCUUAAGAGCAGAAGGACAGUGGGACUUCAACUCUUCAGAAGCCUUGAUAGCCAAAGGAAGUCAAAGGGUUAUUGAGUUGUCCAGAACAGAGGUGUGCAAACUUGUUGCAAAGUCACCUGCUGAUGGGAAUUAUCCAUCAGGGGGAUGGAGAGCAAAAGAAGGUGGAUUCAGGUUAGCUUCUGUGCUUUCAGAGCUAAAUGCCCUUGAUGUGUACUCUUUUGCUGCUGAUCACAUCACCGAACCACUCUCCCUGUUGUUGUCACAUAAUGAGCAACCAUCUAUUCUAAGGGCAGCUUGUUUGAGGUUUCUGUAUGUUGCUGCACGCCAUGACCGCAUCUCAAGUUGGAGUGGAAAUAAGUGGUUGUUCUUGCUGAAGACGAACCUUGGAGAAUCUUGGAGCGUGGUCCACUCAUAUGCUGCUAUAGUUCUGAGCGUUCUAUUGGUGAAGGAAGGUAAAAGGGCGCAUAAGCUGUUUAGGGCAUCUGAGAUCUCUACCGUGGCUGUAACCCUUGUCAACAAGUUGGAGGUCCAAGGUGAUGACUGUUACUGGAGUAAGAGAAGUCACUCUCAUCACUCAUGCUCUCACAAGAUUGCUCUGCCAUAUUGAAGCUUUUUCUGGAGAUGAAGAAGCUGAGAAACUCUGGGGCCAGUUACUGCAGAACCUGUUGGCUCUUGCUUCAGCCAACCACAAUGAGAUCUUCUAUGCUGCUGAAGACCCACUCUUCUUCAUGGCUUAUUCUUUGGAUGAGGUUGCUUCUUCCAAGCAGCACCAUGGCAGGUUCGUACAGAUCAUGGUAGAGACUCUUAAUGACACAAGCAAGGCGUAUUUGAACCAUCUAUGGACUCUUUACGAGAUUUCUCGCAAUCCCAAGCCGUGAUGAAGACAAAAGGACAGCAAGAUUGAAGAGCUUGAGGAUGAACGAACUUCUUUUCUUUUCUUUUUUUCCUUAUCGUUGCUUGUUUUAGGAGUUCCAACUAGACUUGCUUGGUUGUGUUCUGGAAACUUCUUUCUAUCUAUGCUUUUGAUAACUUCUCUCAUGUUCUGGUUCUGGUUCUGGUUCUGGGGUGUGUUUGACAUUCACAUCUGAGAAGAUCAAAUUUGCUUUUAUGUAAGACUCUUGUCAUGUUUCACGUUUUGUUUGACUAUUUUGGUAGCUUCCUUCUCUCAUGUGUUUGACAUUCAUACUGAGAAGAUCACAUUUACUUUUUAAGUAACUUGUCAUGUUUUUUGGUUUU